This is a messenger RNA of Monopterus albus (swamp eel), 3954 nucleotides long. RefSeq names its product FANCD2 and FANCI associated nuclease 1 (gene fan1). The record is from RefSeq and is a predicted model, not a curated record. NCBI's taxonomy places the organism in Eukaryota, Metazoa, Chordata, Actinopteri, Synbranchiformes, Synbranchidae. The coding region runs from base 19 to 3018 and encodes 999 amino acids. Gene Ontology annotation, biological process: interstrand cross-link repair. Gene Ontology annotation, molecular function: 5'-3' exonuclease activity; flap-structured DNA binding; 5'-flap endonuclease activity. The transcript has 13 exons. Gene Ontology annotation, cellular component: nucleus.
ACCGCUACUGCCUGCAUCAUGUCUGAGAGAGCCAACAAAGACAAACCUAAGCGAAGUUUGUCCUUGUCCAGGAGCAAAACAAAAGGUAAUACCAAAGCUGGGAUUUCUGCCAGUGCUGCUUCAAUCGCCUCGUUCUUCAACAGCCAGCCUCCACCUAAGCUGGCCUGCCCCUUGUGUGGCCAGUUGGUACCAAGAUUCAGGAUCAAUGAGCACAUUGAUUUGCAGUGUCAGAACUUCGAGAGAAGACACAGCAGUGCCGACUCAGCAGGCGUAAAUGUUGUGCCAAGCAUCCAGCUGUCAUCUAGAAGGAAUCACCUAAAGUCCCUGGAUCAAAAAAAUGAAGAGGUAAUUAGAGAAACCAAGACCAGCCCUUAUUUCAAAAAGAAUAACUUUCAGCAGGCACCACGGGAGAUUAAUAGUAAAACUGUGGUCAGGACGAUUGACCUGGGAAGUCUCUCCUCCAAGUUAUCCAGGAGGUGUCAUAAAAUACCUGAGAGUACACAAACAGGCCAUACACAUGCACCAACAUGUUCCAAAAAGGAGACUGAUCCUUGUGACACACUGAACAACUCUCAGAAAGAAAAUGCUAUGAUUGAGAAUUUAAAAGACUAUGAGACAGUCACAGACUUGACAGCAGCCAGUGGGGAGAACCCAACAGCAGUGGUAGAGCUGUCAUGUUCAGAAAAAGGACAUAAUCUUGAACACAAAGCAUCUAAAUUGGAGACUGCUGAAAAACUCCCCACCCCAAAACUUCGCUCAUCUUCCUCCAGACUUGUAAAGAGGAAAAAGGAAACAACUUCCACUGGCAACAUGUCUGGUAUCGGAAAGAGAAGAAAAUUUGAGGAGAGCUGCAGAGAGCUGGAGGAGGUGCUGCCUAGUGAAAGUACAGCAGAGACAACUGAUACAGAUCAGCUUAACACUGAGGUGCCUUCUAGCAACUCUUGUGACCUCCUUCUGAAUUCAGAGGACAUAGAUGAGAAAAGCACUGCAUUUGUAAAUAGUGAUUCAAUGCCAGAGUUCGGUGCUGAACAGCCCACCAGCGGCCAGGCUGUGCAGAGCUCCCAUCUUCCCUAUUACCUCCGUAACUUCCGGACUGUACUACAGGCUGUGUUGGAGAACGAGGAUGACAGGGCACUGUUCAGCCAGGAUGAUAUGUCACUCAUACAUGCAUUUGAGAAGCUAUCAGCCAUGGCGCAGAAGCUAUAUGUGAGGCUCUUUCAGAGGAAGCUGAAGUGGCUUCAAGUAAAUAAACUGGAUUAUGAAGAGAUAUGUCAUGAUUUGGGACCUGUUGCUCAGGAGCUGGUUGAAGGCAGUUUUCUACAGACAGAGAAUGAUCUUGAGGACCUAGGGGAGGCUCUGGAUCUUCUGCCUGCUCCUGAACUCAAAGCUCUAGCUAAGACCUUCCAUCUGGGCAAUUCUGGGACUCAGAAACAGCAACUAGUGGAUGGGCUUCUUCGUCUGAGCAGGCAAAAGUCCCUCUUCUCUCUGACCUCAGCUCAAAACAACAUUAAACCCGUCAUUCUCAAAAGGGCAAAGCAACUUGCAGGUUCCUGUGUGCGUCUGUGUCGUGGUCCUCGGGCUGUCUUCUCUCGCAUCCUUUUACUCUUCUCUAUGACGGACACCAUGGAUGAGGAGGAGAUGGCAGCUGGUGGGCAGAGCCAGCUUUUUACCAUUCUGCUAGUCAACUCAGGGCGUCUGGCCUUCCCAGACUACACAGUGCAGCGUACAGCCAAGGUGUUCCAAGACAGAGAAGACCUGAUCAGAUAUGAAGCAUCGAUGCGAGCCCUGCAAGAGUUAAUCUCAGCUAUGCAGGCGGGUCAUUGGGAAGAGGCUCUGGAGCUUUACACUGCUGCCAAAAGCGCCUGGCAGGAGCUGAGGAAGAACUAUGACCCCAGUCACGAGGAGGAGCUGCCUGUGUUCCUGCGCAGCUUCACUACAGGAUGGACGUACACUCGUAUCUUCUCCAGAGGGGUGGAGGUCUUGCAGAGGCUACGUCAGUAUGAGGAAGCGGUAGAGGAGCUGCAGUCAUUACUGCUACAGUCAGUUUACUGUCCUGAAAGCCGAGGGCGGUGGUGGGACAGACUAGCACUAAACCUUCACCAGCAUCUCAAGAAACCUGAACAAGCUAUUUGUGCUAUCAGAGAUGGGCUGUCAGACAAUUUGGUGCGAACAGGACACAAACUCUCCCUGUAUCAGAGGGCUGUUAGGAUGAAAGAGUCUGCCAGCUUCAAGAAGUACCGCCUGCAACUCAAAGACGUGCCCACUGUUCAUGUCCAAGAUGUAAAACAUGUGACAAUCCGAGGACAGCUGUUUCCCCAUGAGGGAGGCAUGGGAAAAUCUGUGUUUCUUUUACCAGCAAAUGGAGAGGGGGAGGAGAGAAUCGAUGCCACUGUAAUAUGUUCUGUGGAAGAACUGUCAUUAGCACAUUAUUGCCAACAAGGUUUUGACCAAGGGAUCCAUGGAGAGGGCUCAACAUUCUCCACAUUGUUUGCUCUUCUGAUGUGGGACAUCAUUUUCAUGGAGGGUAUCCCCGAUGUUUUUCGAAACCAAUACCAGACAUGUCCACUGGAUCUUCACACCGAUUGUUUCUAUGAGAACAGAAAAGAGGCCAUUGAUUCUCGUGUUCAUUUACUUACUGAGGCAUCCGUGGAGACUCUACACAGUAUGUUGGAGGAUGUUUGGAGCUGCCAGGAGGGUAAAGUGUGUUCACUGGUCAACUGGGAGCGUUUCUCAUCCCUUAAACAGGCACAGUCUCUCGUCUCAUGCCUGGGCGGAACCUUCUUAGGAGGAGUAAUAGCACGAAUGUCCAAAGACUACAGACAUUGCCGUGGAGGUUUGCCUGACCUUGUAGUGUGGAACACCUCAAACAACACCUAUAAGCUGGUGGAGGUGAAGGGGCCCAAUGACCGGCUGUCCCAGAAGCAACAGAUCUGGUUGGAUGAGCUGCAGAAACUGGGGGCUGAUGUGGAGGUGUGUCACGUGGUAGCCACUGGAGCCAGAGGAGCUCGUCUGGAAUAAACAGAGAAGAAAUGACUGAUAAGACUUUGCUGCUAAUUAAUCAGUGUGUGGUGUGAAUAUAAACAUCAGCCAAUGGUUUCAUAAAAUAAUAUUUGGGCGCUUUUUCUGAUUCUUGUCAUCUCAACCUAAAAUUUGCAUUUAUCUAUCUCCCUUAUGUCUUAAAUUAUAAUUCCUAUUUGAGUAUAAAAAUGCUGUGGCAAGGAGUGUGCUUUGUGAUACAUGGUAUUAUCCCCCAGGAAACCACUGUCUUCAACACUGAGACAUGCAUCAUGAGAUGAUCAUUACUGAGAACUGCCAGGAUUAGAAAGAGCUCACUUAUAGAUAAUCAGAGCUGAUGCAUGACAGGAAAUGGAUCCAACAACCACACAACACUGAUGGCGUUUCCUUUUCUUUGGCAACACACUAGUCUCAGGUUCUUCGUUACCAAGCAACACAAACUCACAUUUAUUUGGCUGCUUACGAAUUAUAUGACAGCUCUACGAGUUUGUUAUGCAAGUCAUUAGUGGGAUAAUACACAGAUCAAUAUACAUUUCUUUCGCUAUUCACCUGCUACCAAGAAUGAAAUAAUGCACCUUAAUGAUUGUUUUCAUUAUCAAGUAAUCUGCUGUCUGUUGUCUCUAUUAACUAAUUAAUUACUUGGUCUAUAAAGUGUCAGAAAAAUGGAAAACGCCCAUCACCUUCCAGAGGCCAAUAAGGUAUAAUGACAUUGCUUAUUUGGUCUUAUCAACACUCAGUUUGCCUACCACAAGAAACAUCACACACAACAAAGGAAAGCUGCAAACCCUCACAGUUAAGAAGCUAAAAUGUUUUAACAUUUUUGUUUAAAUGGUUGUCAAGUCAUUUUCUGUUCAUCAAAUAAUCAACAGAUUGUUUUAUAAAGUAUGUAACAAUGCCAAAAAGAUGUUCCACUGAACUAAAUUAAAAUAUGCUACGAAA